This is a messenger RNA of Piliocolobus tephrosceles (Ugandan red Colobus), 402 nucleotides long. Its product is annotated as 60S ribosomal protein L27a-like. Gene Ontology annotation, molecular function: structural constituent of ribosome. The transcript has a single exon. The coding region runs from base 1 to 402 and encodes 133 amino acids. Gene Ontology annotation, cellular component: cytosolic large ribosomal subunit. Lineage: Eukaryota; Metazoa; Chordata; Mammalia; Primates; Cercopithecidae. The record is from RefSeq and is a predicted model, not a curated record.
AUGCCAUCCAGACUGAGAAAGACCCAGCAACUUCGGGGCCACGUGAGCCACGGCCACGGCCGCACAGGGAAGCACCAGAAGCACCCCAGAGGCCAUGGUAAUGCUGGUGGUCUGCAUCACCACAGGCUCAGCUUGGACAAAUACCAGCCAGGCUACUUUGGGAAAGUUGGUAUGAGGCAUUAUCACUUAAAGAGGAACCAGAGCUUCUGCCCACCUGUCAACCUUGACAAACUGUGGACAUUGGUCAGUGAGCAGACACGGGUGAAUGCUGCUAAAAACGAGACUGGGGCUGCUUCCAUCAUUGAUGUGGUGCAAUUGGGCUACUGCAAAGUUCUGGGAAAGGAAAAGUUCGCAAAGCAGCCUGUCACCGUGAUAAGCCAAAUUCUUCAGCAGAAGAGCUGA